This is a messenger RNA of Phodopus roborovskii (desert hamster), 1416 nucleotides long. RefSeq names its product mevalonate diphosphate decarboxylase (gene Mvd). NCBI's taxonomy places the organism in Eukaryota, Metazoa, Chordata, Mammalia, Rodentia, Cricetidae. Gene Ontology annotation, cellular component: cytosol. The coding region runs from base 85 to 1290 and encodes 401 amino acids. Gene Ontology annotation, molecular function: ATP binding; diphosphomevalonate decarboxylase activity. Gene Ontology annotation, biological process: isoprenoid biosynthetic process; isopentenyl diphosphate biosynthetic process, mevalonate pathway. The record is from RefSeq and is a predicted model, not a curated record. The transcript has 10 exons.
GGGCCAAUCAUAGGGCAGCGCGUGAGAUUGUGGACACCGGUCACUGGUGCUGGGCUCUGCAGCUUAGACUACAGCCUCUCGGCCAUGGCCUCGGAAAAGUCUCAGGAUAUAGUCGUCACCUGCACCGCACCGGUCAACAUCGCGGUUAUCAAGUACUGGGGGAAGCGAGAUGAAGCCCUGAUCCUGCCCAUCAACUCCUCUCUGAGUGUUACCCUGCACCAGGACCAGUUAAAAACCAUCACAACUGCUACCAUCAGCAAGGACUUCACAGAAGACCGCAUCUGGCUUAAUGGUCGAGAGGAGGAUGUAGGGCAGCCUCGGCUCCAAGCCUGCUUGAGGGAGAUUCGACGCCUGGCUCGGAAGCGGAGGAGCACCGGAGACGGGGAUGCACUUCCUCUCAGCCUCAACUAUAAGGUGCAUGUGGCCUCAGAGAACAACUUCCCCACUGCUGCAGGCUUGGCAUCCUCAGCAGCGGGCUACGCCUGCCUAGCCUAUACCUUAGCCCGGGUCUAUGGGGUUGAGGGGGACCUCUCUGAAGUGGCUCGGCAGGGCUCAGGCAGUGCAUGCCGCAGUCUUUAUGGGGGCUUUGUGGAGUGGCAGAUGGGAGAACAGGCAGAUGGAAAGGACAGCAUCGCCCGGCAGAUAGCCCCAGAGUGGCACUGGCCCCAACUCCGAGUCCUUAUCCUUGUGGUGAGUGCCGAGAAGAAGCAGAUGGGCAGCACCGUGGGCAUGCAGACCAGUGUGGAGACCAGUACCCUGCUCAAGUUCCGGGCUGAGUCCAUUGUGCCUGAGCGAAUGAAGGAGAUGACCCGCUGCAUCCAAGAGCGGGACUUCCAGGCCUUUGCCCAGCUGACCAUGAAGGACAGCAACCAGUUUCAUGCCACCUGCCUCGACACCUUCCCACCCAUCUCCUACCUCAAUGACACGUCCAGGCGCAUCAUCCAACUAGUACACUGCUUUAACACACACCAUGGGCGGACAAAGGUGGCAUACACAUUUGACGCGGGUCCCAAUGCUGUGAUCUUCACCCUGGAUGACACUGUGGCUGAGUUUGUGGCAGCUGUGAGGCACAGUUUUCCCCCUGCGACAAAUGGAGACAAGUUCCUAAAGGGGCUGCCGGUGACGCCUGUUCUUCUCUCUGAUGAGCUGAAAGCUGCUCUGGCUAUAGAACCCAGCCCUGGUGCGGUCCAGUACAUCAUUGCCACUCAGGUUGGACCAGGGCCUCAAGUCCUAGACAACUCGAAUGCUCAUCUGCUAGGCCCAGAUGGCCUGCCACAGCAGGACUCCUGACUACUUCAUGCCCGAUCCCUCGUGCCAUUGAAGAAGGAGUUGCUCACCGGGGCUAAGGGAGCUGAAGUGCUAACUGGCCAUGCCUGUGGGGUUACUUGAUGAUGCUGUGCUGGGGGACAUGGAAUG